Messenger RNA from Rubroshorea leprosula, 490 nucleotides. The record is from the annotation of a GenBank genome assembly. Lineage: Eukaryota; Viridiplantae; Streptophyta; Magnoliopsida; Malvales; Dipterocarpaceae.
AACAGCGGCAGCGACUCGAUUUGCCCUAGCCGUCGGCCGCGGUCUACCACCACCACCAAGGAUUGAGUUUCAACAGAAUAAGGUGUGCAAUGAAGUCUUAUAAGUUAUCAGAACUUAGUCGUGCCGAGGUAGAAAGCCCCAAGGCUCGUCCCAGGAUAGAUUUCUCUUCUACAUUCGGAAUGGUGAAUCCAAUAAUUGAUGCUGCUCGUGGAAGAGGCGAUGCUGCGGCCAAAGAACAUCCAGAUAGAUUUGGAUGGAGUAAUAUUCUUUCCUAUUCAUCCGUAACUUAUGGUUUCAUUAGUUUAUGGCUCGGAUUAUGGGCUCUAGGCCAUGUGGUACCCACUCUCCAACCCUGCUCUCACAGAAAAUAAUUUUAUUUUUUGAAAUUUUUCGAAUUUAGGGAAUUUAUUAAUUUCAUGGAACAGUAAAAUUAAGGAAACCUUAUUGUAAAGUGUUUGUUUCAUGGAAUCAAUAAAAUAUGAAAAAUGAA